Cryptomeria japonica (Japanese cedar) is the source of this 1203-nucleotide messenger RNA. RefSeq lists its product as uncharacterized. NCBI's taxonomy places the organism in Eukaryota, Viridiplantae, Streptophyta, Pinopsida, Cupressales, Cupressaceae. The transcript is spliced from 5 exons. The coding region runs from base 240 to 812 and encodes 190 amino acids. The record is from RefSeq and is a predicted model, not a curated record.
AAGUGCUAAUUAUGAUUGAAGCACUCUAUGAGGUAUUUUCGCAUAUCCAGUAAUUUGCGUGUUCUCUAAGGAAUGCAUGGAGUACAAAUACGAUACACUUUAACGUAGCGAGUGAAUUACUAAAAACUCCAAAUUACUUCAAUAAUUUUGGGUCAUCCAAAAAAAAAAGGCUUCUGCACUGGUUGAUAGGAAAACCAUGAGCAAUCACCUUAAGCCUGGGUUGAAUGACUGAGUGAAAAAUGCAGAGACUAAGAGCUUCCGCUCCUUCCUUCCUCAAAUCAUUCAAAUUUCCACAGCUGAAUCGCAAAGCUUCCAAUACAUGGUCUGCAGUUCAGGAUACCUAUUUCUCUACCAAGGACGUAUUCGAGAGGCACCGGGUGGUAUUCACUGUCGGGACAUCCAUAGCAUCAGUAGCAACUGCAUGGGCAGGGUAUUCCUUAAGAUAUCUUCAUCAGUCAAAGGUUGAAGAGCGUCUCAACUCAAUUGAGCAAGCGAUGACCAAAACCUAUCAGGUGGAGCAGGAACAAAUCAAGAAAAUUGUCAAUGCUGGACAUAUUAGCUAUGAAGCUCUUGCAGCAACUGCAGCAACCUCUCUAAUUGUUGGGUAUGGGCUUGGUUGGCGAGGUGGUAAAUGGCGUGCCAACAAAAUAUUCCGUAAGCAGCAGCAGCAGAAGCUUCUGGGAUCAAACAAGCCUCAAAAGUGGCGGUUCUUGAGAAAACCUUUUUUACAGCUAAGAAAUUCUGAAUCUAAGGUAGAGUCCAGAGUCACAAGCGUCAAUGCUUCCAAUUCUGGGAAGGCACAACUAUCCUAAUCGGGAAUCUCCUUUCUAAUCUGUCAGUGCAAAACUUUAUUUUUAUUUUUUACUUCCAUUUAUGUCUCCUAAGACUUCUACGAGGGACUAUUUUCGGAAUUAGAGAUAGAUCCUUGAAAGUCAUUUUGUUAGUGCUCCAAAUAUUUUCUCUCCGGCCUAUCCUUUUAUUUCCUUCUGAAAAAGUGCCACACUCAAAAAGUUAGGACAAUCAGGUAAAUUUGUCAGAACAUAGCCCGUGAACUAGCUGUUCCAGUGCAAUAGUAAUAUCAAAGUUUCAAAUAUAUAUGUUUCUUACAUAAAAAGUUCUUCCAUGGGAAACAACUUGCUGUUCGGUUUGCAAUUGUUUAGAAAAUCAUUCAAUAUGCAAUUUUUCUUCUCCUUUCAUAGACAA